UGCAUUUCUGGGUGGUUUUAUUUAUUCGUUUGACAACCACAUAUUCAGUGUCCAGUGUCAAGCACUAGCUGGACAGAGAAUACAAGAUGAGCCACACAUGAUUCCUGUAUACAAGAAGUAAACAGCCUAGGAGAAAAAGAUUUCGGUUGCAAACUGAAGGCAUAAUGCAGACUUGCCCUUCAAAGUAUGGUUUGAUGCAUUAUGGUGGUUACCCUUUCCCUACUGCGCCUCCUGUGGAUCCAUUUGCCAAAAUCAAAGUGGAUGACUGUGGAAAAACUAAGGGAUGCUUUAGAUAUGGCAAACCCGGCUGUAAUGCAGAGACCUGUGACUACUUCCUCAGCUACCGGAUGAUAGGAGCUGAUGUGGAAUUUGAGCUGAGUGCAGACACAGAUGGUUGGGUAGCAGUUGGAUUCUCUUCAGACAAGAAAAUGGGUGGUGACGAUGUCAUGGCCUGCGUUCAUGAUGACAAUGGCAGGGUCCGCAUACAGCACUUCUAUAACGUAGGCCAGUGGGCAAAGGAGAUUCAGAGAAAUCCAGCCAGAGAUGAAGAAGGGGUUUUUGAGAAUAAUCGUGUUACCUGCAGAUUUAAACGCCCUGUGAAUGUUCCCAGAGAUGAAACAAUUGUUGAUCUGCAUUUGAGUUGGUAUUAUCUGUUUGCUUGGGGUCCAGCCAUUCAGGGCUCUAUCACCCGACAUGAUAUAGAUUCACCGCCAGCUUCAGAGCGUGUUGUCAGUAUUUACAAGUAUGAAGAUAUUUUUAUGCCAUCAGCUGCCUAUCAGACCUUCUCAUCUCCAUUUUGUUUGCUUCUGAUUGUUGCUCUGACCUUCUACCUAUUGAUGGGAACUCCCUAACCACAACCUCAAGGCCAAUGGAUUACAUGGAUUGGGAAGUCUUUAGUAUAAAUAUAUUUUUAAAGAAUAUCUAGUAUAAUUUUAGCUUUGAUUAUUUUUUUAAAAAUCUCAUAUGAUUUCAGCUUUUUUGGAAGAAUGAACAGCUUCUUUUCUUGUCAAAGAGGAUUGUUUAAUAAUAAUCCCAUACUUUUGGGAAGUACUUAAAACUUUUCUAAGCACUUUCAAAUAUGUUUUCUUAUUUAAGCCUCAUAGCAUCUCUGAGUUGGAUUAAUGAAAAUUAUGAUUGCCGUCUGUCUGACCGGGAUUUGAGACCCAGAAAGGCUGUCUUUUUAUGACCAUGCCUUUUUACGCCAUGUAGCUUUGACUAGAAAUAACAUAACAGGGAAAAAAAGAACAAGACACAGAAAUCAUGUCUUGAACAAUCUUUACGCUGAGUGCUAUUGCACAGGAGAGAUACUCUGAGUUUGAAUUACUAGAGAGAAUUUAACUGAAUGUCACAGGUUUCCAGUCAGCCUUUUGGACAGAAGAACUUUCAAAUUUCCAUAAAGCAUAAGUGCUGUUGGAUAUUUAUACAGUCCAGGAGGAGACUGAGAGAGAUUAUGAGGGUAUGAAAAUUGCUCAUAUUUAUUUGAAGUUUCUUCUCAAUUAGUGAGUAGCUAUAAGAAAACAUUUCUUAUCGAUGUUUAGAAAGGCUAGAAAUGGAACUGUGAGCACUCCUGAAGAUGUAAAAUUGUGUUAAUGAUUUUUAAAAAAGGGAAUUCUUAGCAGUUAGAAUUUGAAUUAUUUUACCACUGAAUUUUAUAAACUAAGAUAUUAAUCUGUGGUUAUAAGUAAUUCUGUUGUCUGCGUCAGCAUAAAUUAAAUAUGACUAAGUAUAUAUUAUGACAGAUAAAACAUCUUAGUAAACGUUUAAUACAUUUUAAUAAUAAGCCAACAUUUUUGAAGAUUGUAAAGAUUUGAAGUAAAACUUUUUUUUAAUGAGGUGGGUUUUUUUAAAUUAGAAAAUGGAAAAAUAACUAAUAAAGUGAAUUCACUUAGAGUAUCUAUUUAAGAUUUUCAUACUUGUACAUUGAACCGACAGUCAGUAUAAUUUGUAGUAAUGCCUUGACAUGAUGCUUUUCCUUUUUUAAAAGGAGCCCCAAAGCUCCUUUGUUCCAAAUGCCUGUGCUAUGGCCCAUUUACAGCAGAGAAGUCUGUGGGUAUAGUUAGGUUGCUGAGGCGUUUGCAUUGUGGUGUUCUAGAUUUCUCUGGCUUGCCCCUGUUGCUUUAAAGCUGGCUUCAAUUUUGUUGAUUUUGUGAUUAAACAAUACUGGAGAUUGUGA
Carlito syrichta (Philippine tarsier) is the source of this 2173-nucleotide messenger RNA. It is a transcript of the gene FRRS1L, whose product is annotated as ferric chelate reductase 1 like. NCBI's taxonomy places the organism in Eukaryota, Metazoa, Chordata, Mammalia, Primates, Tarsiidae. The record is from RefSeq and is a predicted model, not a curated record. The transcript has 5 exons. The coding region runs from base 165 to 851 and encodes 228 amino acids. Gene Ontology annotation, biological process: regulation of glutamate receptor signaling pathway.